Messenger RNA from Aspergillus mulundensis, 1614 nucleotides. Its product is annotated as putative mitochondrial phosphate transporter Pic2. The record is from RefSeq and is a predicted model, not a curated record. Gene Ontology annotation, molecular function: phosphate transmembrane transporter activity. Bases 1 to 1614 code for a protein of 537 amino acids. Gene Ontology annotation, cellular component: mitochondrial inner membrane. NCBI's taxonomy places the organism in Eukaryota, Fungi, Ascomycota, Eurotiomycetes, Eurotiales, Aspergillaceae. The transcript is spliced from 5 exons. Gene Ontology annotation, biological process: mitochondrial phosphate ion transmembrane transport.
AUGGCAGCGCAGGAGAGACAGUACCCGAUGGGGAAGAUUGAGCCCAAUACGCUCAAGUACUUCGGUGCUUGUACGAUGGGAGGAAUCAUUGUAACGCCUCUCGACCUCGUGAAAUGUCGUCGACAAGUCGACCCAAAAAUCUAUACAUCCAACAUCUCCGCAUGGCGCUCGAUUAUCUCCAAGGAAGGUGUCCGUGGGAUAUUUUUCGGUUGGUCGCCCACUUUCGUCGGAUACUCGUUCCAAGGGGCCGGGAAAUACGGAUUCUACGAAUACUUCAAGUACCUGUACGGCGAGCGCAUGUUCCCCAACACAAACCGCACAGUUAUGCAUUUGGCCGCAAGUGCUUCGGCCGAAUUCUUUGCCGAUAUUGCACUCUGUCCAUUCGAAGCGAUCAAGGUGCGCAUGCAGACAACACUGCCACCGUAUGCGCAUAGCCUGCGCGAGGGCUGGAGUAAGAUUGUUGCGCAAGAGGGCAUGGCCGGUUUCUAUAAGGGAUUAUACCCUCUGUGGGCGAGACAGAUCCCGUAUACGAUGACGAAGUUUGCGACGUUCGAGGAGACAGUCAGCAUGAUCUAUAAGACGUUGGGAGGCCCCAAAGAGAGCUACAACAGCCUCCAGCAGACAGGAAUCAGCUUUGCGGGAGGAUAUAUUGCGGGAAUCUUCUGUGCCAUUGUCAGCCACCCUGCUGAUGUCUUGGUGUCUAAGCUGAAUGCCGAUCGAAAGGCGGGUGAAUCGGCGAUGAAGGCUGUCUCUCGAAUUUAUGGCAACAUUGGGUUUCCAGGGCUGUGGAAUGGUCUCCCCGUGCGAAUUCUGAUGCUCGGAACAUUGACUGGCUUCCAGUGGUUGAUAACCCCAAUCCUAGCUACUCAGUUCGAUUCCGCCGACUGCGACCCAGACAACAUGGAAUCAAGAACACCGUCCCAGCCAACCACGAACCCGCCUAGCAUCGAGAUUGCCUACAAACGCAAAUGCAUCGCGCUCAAGAAACGCCUCGCUGAGAUCGAAGCUGAGAAUGAUAUGCUGCGCAACCGAAACAAUCGCGGCUGGAAAUACAUUCAAAAGAUGCGCCUGGAGUCAUGUAUCCUCCUCGAGCGCUUAGCCAGCGUAACGGGAAUGGUCGAGGAAGCUGAAGCUGGUGUGAAUCCCGAACUGCGCGCGCGCGCCGCCGCUUUUGUGACCAAUGCCGCUGCCUUGAACGGCGCGGCUGCGAGGAAUGGAUCAGGGCCUGGAUACUACGACGAUGAGACGGAGGGAAGCUCAGACGAACAACCACCUACACCGCAAGAACGUCCGCUCCGAGUAAAACGAUCCCGCAAGUCGAACUUCAACCUCGACGAUGAAGAUUUGGCUGCCGGUAUCACUCCUGAGGCCUCCGGCCCGGGGUCGUCGUCGGCCUGGCCACGCCUCGCUCCGGCGCCAUCACAAGAGGAGAUGACAUCUUCAUUCCGGAUUCAACAGGGUAAUGGGUCCGGACAGGAAAAAGAUACUCCCCUACCGAGCGAUCGAGAGGGUGAAAACAGAUAUGUUUCGGGAGAGCGAGCAAUAGAUCCUUCGGCGGAGAAUUCCGCGACACCGAUGGAUUUGGAUGCAAAGGUGCUAAAGGAGGAAAGCUAA